This is a messenger RNA of Strongyloides ratti, 1149 nucleotides long. Its product is annotated as Innexin family-containing protein. The record is from RefSeq and is a predicted model, not a curated record. NCBI's taxonomy places the organism in Eukaryota, Metazoa, Nematoda, Chromadorea, Rhabditida, Strongyloididae. The coding region runs from base 1 to 1149 and encodes 382 amino acids. The transcript has 2 exons. Gene Ontology annotation, molecular function: gap junction channel activity. Gene Ontology annotation, cellular component: gap junction; plasma membrane.
AUGAGUUCGCAAAUUGGUGCUAUCUCUUCAAUUAAUGCAUUAAUUGGUAAAGCAUUUCAACAACCUAAAGGUGAUUUUGCUGAUAGCUUAAAUUCUCGAUAUACAGUAAGUUUGUUAGCUGUUAGUGCUGGAUUAUUGUUAAGUUCUCAUUUUUGGGGAGAACCAAUUACUUGUUGGACACCAGCACAAUUUACAAAAUCUUGGACAGAUUUUGUUGAAAGAUAUUGUUAUGUACAUGGAACAUAUUUUGUGCCAUUAGAAGAACAAUUAAGUUUUGAUGAAGAUGACAGACAAAAAAUUCCUAUUAAUUAUUAUCAAUGGGUACCAUAUGUACUAGCUUGCCAAUCUCUUUCUUUUUAUCUUCCACGUUUUAUAUGGACAAUGAUGUCAAAAUCUACUGGUUUUGAUUUAACUGGUGCUAUAAGAUAUGUUGAUCGUUUUUGGCAUCAAGUUAGAGAUAAUGAAAGUUCAUUAGAAGGAAGAGUUAAACAAUUUGAAAAUCGUGCAGCUGCAUAUAUAUGGGAUAGUAUAAGAUUAGCUAGAAGAAAAAAAGGUGAACAAAUGGGAUUUCAUUAUAUGUUUUAUGCAGUAUUUCAAGCAGGAAAUGGAUGGAUACAAUGGUUAUGGUUAAAUUCACUUUUACAAUCUACAACUUAUACAUUUUGGGGACCUGGUAUUGUUUUAGAUUUAUUUUCUGGUAAUGAUUGGCAAGUAACUGGACAUUUUCCAAGAAUAACACAUUGUGAUUUUACUCGAAGACGUCCUGCAUCAGUACAAUUAGAUACUGUUUUAUGUGUAUUAACACUUAACAUUUAUUAUGAAAAAUUAAUGAUAUUCCUUUGGUUUUGGUUACUUUUUGUAGCAAUUUAUUCAACAAUUAACGCUAUAACUUGGUGCUUAUCACUUUGUAUAGUAUCAAGAGCUCGAUCAAAUAUUACGAGAUUUUUUUAUGCUCAUGGUAAACAUGGUAAACAAGAAAGAUUCUUUAAAUUACUUGGUAAAGAUGGAUUGUUUGUAAUGCAACAAAUUACAACAAAUGUUGGUGAUUUACCAGCAAGUUAUCUUACGCUUGCAAUGCAAAAUAUUAUAGAAGAUUGGGAUGAUUUAGAUAAUAAUGAUGAAAGUAAUAUGAUACCGAAAACUAAAUAA